This is a messenger RNA of Kuraishia capsulata CBS 1993, 1326 nucleotides long. RefSeq lists its product as uncharacterized. Lineage: Eukaryota; Fungi; Ascomycota; Pichiomycetes; Pichiales; Pichiaceae. The record is from RefSeq and is a predicted model, not a curated record. The transcript has a single exon. The coding region runs from base 1 to 1326 and encodes 441 amino acids.
AUGACAGAGCACACCGACUAUCUGCAGACAAUCAAGUCUGUUAGAGAGACCAAUUCGUUCGUUAAGAAGCUUCUGGAGAAGAAUGAGCUGGUGAACUUCAAUGUGGAUCUCACACAGUUAGACAGGGUGGUCGAUUACGUGGCGAACACCAUAAGGGGAUCGUUUCCUACUGAGGAAGAUUUCCUCAAAAUUCCCAUCCAUGGGAGAUGGCAGCAUUUCGAGGUUGGUGAGAUACCAAGGAUCAGCAAGUUGAUUGAGAACGAAUGGUCUGGCUUGGAUAACAUGAGUAUUUGCAAGAAACUGAUAGACAUCUUUAUCGUCAGUGUUUUACUGGAUGCUGGCGCUGGGAAUGAGUGGGAAUUUGAGGAAAACGGAGUGAAGUAUGGUCGUUCAGAGGGGAUUGCUGUUGCUUCUCUCCACAUGUUCAAAAACGGUAUCUUCAGCUCCGAUCCAAGUGAUCCGUUCAAGGUUAACGGUUCAGCAUUGGCUCAGCUCACAGAAGAAAGUCUUGCGAAAGGGUUCCAAGUGGGUCCUGGAAAUUCAAUUGUGGGAUUUGAUGGUCGUCUGAAGCUACUGAGGACACUGGGUCAAACGUUGUGCUCAAAUCAGACGAUCUUUGGCACAGACGGCAGACCAAGCAAUAUCGUUGACUACUUGAUUUCUCUUCCAGAUACGAAGAAAGUCUCGGGAGUAUUCACAGUUGAUCUCCAGCAACUAUGGUGGUGCUUAAUGACUGGUCUGAGUCCCAUCUGGCCCGAGGAGGGAAGAAUUAAGGUGGAAGGAAAAACCAUAGGUGAUGCUUGGUUUUCCAAAGCAAAGUCCAGGGAAGUUGGAACAGGAAACCAGGAGGAGUGGAAAAAAGUGGUUACCUUCCACAAGCUCACUCAAUGGCUAACAUACUCUUUGUUUCUACCCCUUCAAAAAUAUGGCGGAGUCAAGAUCGAGCAUGCAGAGCUCAUGACAGGAUUACCCGAAUACAGAAACGGGGGUCUCUUUUACGAUUUUGGGGUGAUUUCCUUGAAUAAGGAUGCAUUAGAUCUCGGUCUGGACCGUUCUAAAAGGAACGGUUCUGAUGAAAGUAUCCCCACAUUUACUCCAGAGAGCGAUGUGAUUGUUGAGUGGAGAUCCUGUACCAUAAGUCUGCUUGACAUGCUUCUACCGCUGGUGAAUGACAAGCUAAAAGUGACUGGAACCAAAUACGAAUUGAGUCUGCCUCAAUUGAUUGAAGCCGGUAGUUGGAAAUCUGGUAGACUUAUAGCUAAAGAGCUGAGACCUGGAACCGGCGGACCCCCUAUAGAGCUCGAAGCUGAUGGCACUGUGUUCUGA